Messenger RNA from Paramecium pentaurelia, 182 nucleotides. The record is from the annotation of a GenBank genome assembly. NCBI's taxonomy places the organism in Eukaryota, Ciliophora, Oligohymenophorea, Peniculida, Parameciidae.
AUGCUUAAUGGUGGGUAGUUGGUCAUAUUUGUCUUGAAUGUAAGAGUGGAUACUAUGCAGAAAGAAUAUCAAAUAAAUUUUAUUAAUGUCCCCUUGAAUUAAACUGUUAUAAUUGUACCUAAUAUAAUAACUAUCAAUAGAUUAUUGGAAAAUCAAUAUAAGAGCCUUCUACUAAAUGUUGA